AUGGUUCGUUACGUGCCUCUUCUGACUGAUGGCCAACGGGUGAAGCUCGCUUGGCCCUUAACUCUCUUUCGACUCAAUCACAUCUUCUGGCCUUUGGAUAAGAGUACCACAUUGAACUGGAGAAUCUUUGAUUACUUUCUAGCCUUAAUGGGCUGGGCAAUCCUCAUGCUCCACAACGAUGCCGAGUUGCGUUAUUUGCGUAAUCAGACGAAUAAUCUGGACCUCUUGCUGGCUGGAGUACCAACUUAUCUAAUUCUUGUGGAGGGACAAUUGCGGAGUAUUCACGUGCUGUUGCAUAGAACACAGUUGUAUGAAGUCUUGCACAGGUUUUUCAGUUCCAUCUACGUGGAUCGGCAUAAGGAACCUCAAAUUUAUCAAGAAGUUGAGUCCAAGUUGACUCUUAAUCGAGUCGUAUCAGCUCUAUACUUGGCUGCAGUUUCUGGUUACGUUCUCUCGCCAGUUGUCAUGUUGGUCAAAAGGCGUAGGGACUAUUUGUUCUCCAUGAUUCCUGCCUUUGAAGCUGAGUCCCUCUACAUUUUUGUGCCUCUCACAUUGAGCAGUGUCUACGUCGCUCUUCAAAUAGUCACAAUGGUAUUUGGGGAAAGCGCUUUACUCUGCGAAUUGAUGGCCCAUUUGAGGGGUCGUUAUAUUUUGCUAAAGCGUGACAUGGAUGCAUCUGUAGAAAAGAUUCUGAAAGCCCGGCAAAGACCCAAAAUGGCACAACAAAUGCGAGAGGUUCUGAUUCACGCGAUGCGUCAAAACGUGGAACUGAACCGGUUCAGUGCACAGUUGGAGGAACAUUUCACAGUGCGGAUUUUCUUUAUGUUUGCCUUUAGCGCCAUUUUGUUGUGUGCCUUGGGCUUCAAGACCUAUGUGAGUCCUUCGGGCACCUAUAUAUUCCCCAUUUGGUUUGGCGCCAAGACUGUGGAGCUGCUCUCACUGGGUCAGCUAGGAUCCGACUUGGCUUAUAUGACAGAUUUGCAGAGUACCAUGUACUACCAAACACAGUGGGAACAGGUGCUUUAUUACUCCACAAAUUCACGUGAAAAUCUGCGAUUGAUGAAGGUCGUUGCCUUGGCCAUUGAGCUUAAUUAUAAACCCUUCUACUUGACGGGUUUGUCAUACUUUCAAGUCAGCAUACAGACAGUGAUCAAGAUACUACAGGGCGCCUUCUCCUAUUUUACAUUUCUCACCUCGAUGCGCUGA
Drosophila innubila is the source of this 1206-nucleotide messenger RNA. RefSeq names its product odorant receptor 35a (gene Or35a). Gene Ontology annotation, cellular component: plasma membrane. Gene Ontology annotation, biological process: sensory perception of smell; detection of chemical stimulus involved in sensory perception of smell. The record is from RefSeq and is a predicted model, not a curated record. The transcript has 4 exons. The coding region runs from base 1 to 1206 and encodes 401 amino acids. Gene Ontology annotation, molecular function: odorant binding; olfactory receptor activity. NCBI's taxonomy places the organism in Eukaryota, Metazoa, Arthropoda, Insecta, Diptera, Drosophilidae.